UAGAGACUUAACAUGCAAUUGCCCAUGCUGGUAAUAGAGUUAAAGGCGACUGGACGUGAAUGAAGAUGGGGGAACCCAGUUUGACAAGUUUUGUCCAGCCGCCCGCAAUCCCUCAGUCUGCCUGCAGAGUGGCAGCGGCGGAGGAACACCGGAAAAACGAAACAAUUUUACCGCCACAAUGCAGAAAUGAAAGUGAAAGGAUUUUAUUGAAAGGUAGCGGCUGUUUGGCUGUUGCUUGUCUUGUUCACCGACAACAGGCUACAUCUUUAUCAGAGACACGCCGACAUGUCUGCUGCCAGCAGUUUCCUCUCUGAAGAGCAGCUUCUGUGUUCCAUCUGUCUGGAUGUGUUCACCGAACCAGUCACCAUACCAUGUGGACACAACUUCUGCAAGAACUGCAUUACAUCCCACUGGAAUAUUAAUAUCCAAAGCUAUUGUCCCAUGUGUAAAGAUGCCUUUGACAGAAGGCCUGAGGUACGGGUCAAUACCAUCUUAUCUGAGGUGGCUGCUCAGUUCAGACAGUCAGCUAUAAAGAGAACUAUUAGCUGCUCAGUGCAAAAACGUGCCACCUCAGGAGAUGUUCUUUGUGAAGUCUGCACUAAAACCAAAAUGAAAGCCCUAAAGUCCUGUCUGGUGUGUUUGACCUCCUAUUGUGAGUCUCACCUGGAGCCUCAUUACAGAAUUCCAGGCCUGAAAAGACAUGAGCUGAUUGACCCUGUGGAGAACCUGGAAGACAGAAUGUGUAAGAGGCAUGAUAGACCCCUGGAGCUGUUCUGUAAGACAGAUCAGAUGUAUGUGUGCCGGCUGUGCAUCGCCACAGAUCACAAGAGACAUCACUUUUCUCCCCUGAAAAAGGAAUAUGAACAAAAGAAGGCUGCGCUGGCGGAGAAUGAAGCUAAAAUUCAUCAGAUGAUCCAGGAAAGACGAGUGAAGAUUCAGCAGAUCAAACAGUCGGUGAAGCUCAGUAGGGAAGAUGCAGACAGAGAGACAGCAGUCAGUGUGCAGGUCUUCACUGCUCUCAUCCAGUCUGUUGAGAGGAGUCUUGCUCAGCUCACCGAUGUGAUUGAAGAGACACACAAAACAACAGAGAAACAGGCUGAAGUCCUCGUUCAAGAGCUGGAAGAGGAAAUCUCUGAGUUGACGAACAGAAGUGCUGAAGUGGAGCAGCUCUCACGCACUGAAGACCAUCUCCAGUUCCUCCAAAGCUUCCCAUCCCUGAACCCUGUUCCACCCACCAAAGACUGGACAAAGGUCAGAGUGCGCUCGUCUUAUGAGGGGGCUGUGAGGAGAGCUGUGGCUCAGCUGGAGGAGGCACUCAGUAAAGACGUGGGGAAGAUGUGUGCUGAUAUUAAGCUGAAGAAGGCUCAACAGUAUAUGGUGGAUGUGACUCUUGAUCCUGAUACAGCAAGUCCAUAUCUCAUCCUGUCUGAGGAUGGGAAACAAGUCAAGUGUGAUGAGAUUCAAAAGAGUGUCUCUGACAACCCAAAGAGAUUUUCUGUUUGUAAUGCUGUUUUAGGAAGUCAGAGUUUCUCCUUAGGCAGAUUUUAUUAUGAAGUUGACGUUACAGGGAAGACUGACUGGGAUGUAGGAGUGGCCAGUGAAUCGGUCAUGAGGAAGGGAAAAAUCAGAUUGUCCCCUAAGAAUGGCUACUGGACUGUUUGGUUAAGAAAGGGAACUGAGUACAAAGCUCUUGCUGGCCCAGGUGUCUUACUCUCUCUGAAGUCAAAGCCUCAGAAGGUGGGAGUGUUUGUGGAUUAUGACGAGGGUCUGAUCUCAUUUUAUGAUGCAGAUACAGCAGCUCUCAUCUACUCCUUUACUGGCUGUAACUUCACUGAGAAACUCUACCCAUACUUUAGUCUCUGUGGUAUAGAAGGUGGCAAAAACACUGCCCCUCUGAUCCUGUGUUAUACAAAUUGAACUUAUCCUUUGAUUUCCUAUUAAAAUAUCCACGGGCAUUAAAGGAAUACUUCUCAAUGUAGUUAUAGCGAUCCAAAGCUGAAGUAUAAUUCUAAUCUUACUGACAGUCAAAGAAAGAUCCAGAAGCAGGGGAAAAGGGUACCUUAACUGCAUUUUGUAGGUUUGGUGUUCUGAUUAUCAGUAAUCAAGGACACCAAUAACAUUCUUUAGAAUUGAUAUACAUUUACAGUAGAAAUUAAAAUCUUAGUCUCAAAAUGUCGAAUAACCAGUGAUUUAAAGUACCUUUUUUAUUAUUAUUUUAUUUUAGUUCCGUGCUACUACUACACUUCUACAGGCAAAUAUUAUAUAUUUUACACCACUGUUUGUUUGAUAACUUAAGGUACCCAUUACUUUGCACAUUCAGAUUAUUCAGUACUGAUAGGAGUUUAGUCAGGUGUAGGUAGGUGGAGAGAGCUAACAGUAUGUGGCUAGUUAGCAAGAGUCCAAGUAUAACCGGUUAGCUCAGUGCCACAGUGCUGUGCUUGCCUUGUGUUUUGUUGGGAUGGACUAGUGUGACUAGUGGGACUACUGCUUUGGCUGAUGUCCACAAGAGAGAACUCUCAUCAGUAACGAGUUGCUGCUGAUUAUGUUGUCUAAAGUUACUUAACAAGCUACAAUACAUAUCAAUACUAAUAUGCUCCCACUUUGAAGUAUGGGCUCGAUUGACUCCUGCUGAGUCAAGAGUGACACCUAAUGGUAAAAUUUGGUAUGCUGGUUUUGUCCAGUGUUCCUUUACACAAAGCAGGCUUGAAAAUUUACAACGACUGACAUAAGAGAGUGCUGACCACAGAGAUGAUCUGCAUCAGAGCCAAAGUAGCACAUUUUUCAAUUAAUUAAUUUUGUUGCCAAUCGCACAAAAGGUUGAUAAUCCCCCUGCUUAUCCCUAAUCAUUAUCAGUGGAUAAUUUUAAGGUCUAACCAUUUGUCUUGAAAUGCUUGUAUCAUGAAGGGUCACAACUUCAUUUGUUAAAGAAAUACAUUUAUAGGUUUAGGUUAUAAGUUUUGGGCUGAUGUUUUCCAGAGAAUCAUUGUUGUGACAAAAGCAUGGCCAAAGUUGACACUAUAAUAUGGUCCUGUCUACAUUGCCUUUUUAACAAUAUCAUAAGUGGCUUUACUUUUUGCUGUUGCCAAAAAGGUGAUUUUCACGAAAUGGAUACCGUAGUAUUGUGUUAUCCUUUUAACACUGGUUAAAUACCCUGAUGACAACUGCUAACUAGAAAGAGUUGAUUAAUGUUGGUGCUCUGGGGGAAAACAAAUGUGUUUGUCUGUAUACUGAAUGUCUCAUGUAAACAUUAUUUGAUGUGUAUUCAUUUCAGCAUAUUCAUUUUGUUUUUGUAUUGUUUAAUUUGUUGUCUGGAUUAGUAGGGUCACAGAGCUUUCAUAAAGAUGUAAAAGACAGCAUCAAAUUUACAGACUUGUCAAACGCAAGAUGGACAUGUUUAUAGUCUUACCUUGCCCAUCACCUCUAACAGUCAUGUUAUGCCAAAUGUGCCAAACUAUAAAAUAAUCCAGGUUGAUGUAUCUAUGAUGUGUAUAUGUAUGAGACAUACAAACCAGGACAGUAUUGGUAGAGAUCAUGGUGGGAGGUCUUUUCUUAGAGACAAGUGGAGGAGGCACCAAGUAAGAAGGUUGGGAAUCACUGACCUAUUGCAAACGCUAACCCCGACCAAUGACAGAGGCAUGCGACAGGAAACGCAUAGCAGGGGGGAAAACAUUAUUCAAAGGGAGAACAGACUUUGACACUAGACAGGCAGUCUAACAUACACAAUCUUGGGGCACAGGUACACAUUAAUGAAAUGCAUUUAAGGGAUUAUUAAUAUUUUUAGAUAUUUGUGUUAAUUCAGUCAAAAUGUCCAUGUUAUGUUAUGGUACUUGAGAGGGUUUUUUAAAUUUUUUUUAUAAUACUGUAUGCUGUCGUUGAGUAUGCCGGUUAACCGCAUGAUGGUCUUAUGUUCUUAUGACGUUCUCAAAUGUGAUGUAUAUAUACUUGGUUAUGGAUAGAAUUUUUCAUUUUUCAUUGUCUAGCAAGCUGGCCUGCUUGUCUUUUCUUGAGGUCUACAUUUGACAUUUUGUGUAAUUCAUAUCAUCAAAUGAAAUUAAAACACAAAUAGUGGAUGACAUGAGUGUUAAAAAUUGAUUUGUUGUUUGUUUUUCUAACUUUUGUCUAAGGAUCAAAUGCAUUAUGAUCAUUUUUUGAAAGAGCUAAAAUUUAACACAAAAAGAAUACUUGAUUUUUUGCUACCUGGUGGAUAAUGCGGAUGUUUCAUGAUGUCUGUAGAAGAAUGAAUAAAUAAAUGUUGAUUAGAUUCUAAACAAAUAAAUAAAUUUUA
Messenger RNA from Scatophagus argus, 4285 nucleotides. Its product is annotated as zinc-binding protein A33-like. Bases 286 to 1917 code for a protein of 543 amino acids. The record is from RefSeq and is a predicted model, not a curated record. The transcript has 2 exons. Gene Ontology annotation, molecular function: protein binding; zinc ion binding. NCBI's taxonomy places the organism in Eukaryota, Metazoa, Chordata, Actinopteri, Scatophagidae.